This is a messenger RNA of Telopea speciosissima, 1088 nucleotides long. RefSeq lists its product as uncharacterized. Lineage: Eukaryota; Viridiplantae; Streptophyta; Magnoliopsida; Proteales; Proteaceae. The transcript has 4 exons. The record is from RefSeq and is a predicted model, not a curated record. The coding region runs from base 78 to 920 and encodes 280 amino acids.
UGUAAGAUCCUAGAACGAAGUAUUAGCGAGGUCGUAUUUUGGGUUGCUUAUCAAUCUGUGCUGGUGAAUAAUUCAAAAUGAGACGAUUGGGACAGUAUGCCGAUUCUGGGGUCAAUGCAUAUGUUUCUGCCCAGAUGCAGCACAUGUCUGCACAGAGAAUGCAACACAACUCUGCAAUGAACCAUUUUCCUGGACGUCCAGAUGUUUUACCCUCUGAAGAAGAGCAGCGUUAUAUGUCUUCUAAAACAGAAGGACAAUGGCAGUGGGAUAGAGAUGAUCCCAAAGCAUCAAAUUCAAUGUCAUCUCAUGUAUACAGUGAAGGUCAAGGGGGUGAUCCAUCUAGGUCUUAUUAUCAGGGUCAGAGACCGGAUUCUAAACUGGGUGUAGAGAAACAAACCGACAAUGAUCCAAGAAGUCAAAACCAUGAGCAAGAUAUGGAAAUUGGAUACGAGGACAACACUUCGGCACAAACAUUUGAAGGUCUUGAACAGAAAUUCCUGGAUGAGAUCAUGAAACUGACCAAGGAACAGAAUGAUGCUGAAGAUGCAGAAAAUGCUAGGCAUAGGGAGAAAAUAAGUGAGAUCAAUGCUCAGUACCAGGAAAAGUUGACUGCACUUCGAGCCCGUCAUAGUACUCGCAGAGAUGAAUUCCUUCGCCGGGAAGCUCUGGCACGACAGCGUCAGUAUCAGCAAGCAGAGAUAAACCCUUACACCAAUAGUAUGAGCCAGAACGACCCACAAAACUAUGGUUUUCCUGCAACAGCUGAUGCUGGUGAAGCACAUCGAGCAUAUGCCUCUGGUCAAUUCGACUCCUACAGAGAGAGAGCUCAGUUUCUUGGAGCUAGCAGAAGUCAUGGAUUGGAGUCAAAGGGUCCAUAUUCUGGAGGUCGUGUUUACAAUAUUGGUUCUCGCUACUACUGAAAUGCUCGGAACUGAAGUAGUACCAAAAUCCCCCCCCACCUCCUUUUUCUUAUUUAUAUUCCUCCUGAUCUCAGUAUUGCUUUGCUACGGAUUAUGGGUUUCCUUCUGCUAUUCCCCCAAUGUUGUUGAUUAAGCAUCAAUAUAUUGCUCUACAAAGCUGCACUUGCU